CUCUCCGCUUGUCCUGCCGGAGGUGGCGUGCGUCUCGUUUUCGUCGAGUCUCGUAAACUUCAAGACACCCCUGCCCUGCCUAUUGACUGCAGUCCACGAGGCUUGCAUAUCGACCACACUCUGUUUGACACCUGCCCCCCUCUCGUUCUUCUGGAUAUACCUAUAUCUAUAUUAUCCGCACUCAUGGCUCCCACCGGUUACACCGACCGUGAUGGCCACCUAGAGGCUGGACUACUCAAGAGCACCGAAGGAGAGAAGCAGACUGGAUACCGGGACUAUUCGCCACCUGCGUUGAAGAGCAAGAGCAAGAGCAACAAGAUGAUUUACUUUAGGCGGGCGCUGCUCGUCAUUGUCAUGGGCUUCGUCCUUGGCUUGGGCGUUGCCACCGCUCGGCCGAGUUUCAUCAACUGCCAGAGACACCACGACAACUCCAAGAUGGCCAUGGCCAAGGCUCACGGCUCCAACGGGGAGCUGGCCGAGGCGCUUCAGAAGGCCUCUCCUGAUCUCCUCCACCGGCUGCUGCAUGCCUAUCUCCCUGAGAGAUACCAGCAUGGAGUGUUUGCCACUGACAAGGAUGCUAUCGAUGCCAUCAGCGAGAGGGAUCCUUCUGUUGCCUCUGCCAUCGUUCAGAUUGCCAAGAGACAGGAUAAUGGGCCAAGCAAUAACAAUUCUACUACCACUGCUGGACCGUCCAGCACGGCUCCUGGUUCCACGAGUUUACCUGCGCAGUCAACAACGGACGCACAAUCCUCAACUGCUACCGGCGCUGGAUCGACCACUGCUUCUGAAACUAGCUCAAGCGAGGCAUCUAGCUCUACUGCUGAGUCCACUACCGCAGAUUCGUCAUCCUCUGCUCCUGCGUCCACCACCGCAGGAUCAACUACUGCUUCGGAACAAUCCACCAGCGCAUCGCCCUCUAGCACCCCAAGCUCGGCCCCUGCUUCAACUACUUCUGCUCCUGCAACUUCUGGUACGUCUACCACGGAAGAAGAGACCACUACGGCUGCUUCCUCCUCUCCCACUACUGCUCCGGCGUCCACCAGCUCCUCUGGUAGGUUGUCGUCAACCAUUACUUCGUCUGUUGCUUCGUCUGAGGCAACAACCACCUUUGACUCUUCCUCCCCUUCCUCUUUAUCCUCUUCCUUUCCUACAUCGACUUCACCGAACUCGGCGACCGCGGCAGAAACCACUACUGGUAUGUCAGAUUUUCGCACUGUCACUUUGACAUUGUCGAGAUAGGCGUCUCAGCGUUGGUAGUAGUCUUGGAUCAUUUGCUGGAUGUGAAAACAACUGUCACCAGUCUGGAUUUCAAGUGCUUCGAGAUUUGUUACAUGGACCUGAAAAUUAGUCCUUGCCUGUUUUUUUUUUCUCUUUUCUUUUUACUCGAGUCGUAAAUUCAUUCAGGGGUAAUAUAGGAAAAAUGGCUAACAAUCUCC
Molecule: messenger RNA, 1436 nt
Organism: Trichoderma asperellum CBS 433.97
Lineage: Eukaryota; Fungi; Ascomycota; Sordariomycetes; Hypocreales; Hypocreaceae
Source: RefSeq, a predicted model, not a curated record